GGUGCGGCGGCGGCCGGAGGGCACCCGGGAUUGACUUGCUGCGUGUGUCGUUCCCCCUCUCCACGCUUCUUCCCUUUCCCGCUCCUACGGCUUCUGGAUCUUACACCCCUCCCUUAACUCUAUAAGCACCUCCGUCGAGGCAGCGGCAGACCAUGCCCUCUCUAUGACGGUUACUGGUUAAGCUAACUCUGCAUGCCAGAAGACUGUCCUUGGUUGACCCAAGGGCUUUCGGGGACUCCGGCCUCUCCCCAGUUUUUCUGUGUGUGUGUGUUCCUCUAGAACUUUCAAAACUGUUUCUCCAAAGGGUUUUGCAGAAACUUAGACUGUUUUCUAAAGCAGAAGCACCUCAGUCCACAGCAGUAGUGAUGGGCAGCGUGCGAACCAACCGCUACAGCAUCGUGUCUUCGGAAGAGGACGGCAUGAAGCUGUCAACCAUGGCCGUUGCCAACGGCUUUGGGAAUGGGAAGAGUAAGGUACACACCAGGCAGCAGUGCAGGAGCCGCUUUGUCAAGAAGGACGGUCACUGCAACGUGCAGUUUAUUAACGUGGGCGAGAAGGGACAGCGAUACCUGGCCGACAUCUUCACCACGUGCGUGGACAUCCGCUGGAGGUGGAUGCUAGUGAUCUUCUGCCUGACUUUCAUCCUCUCCUGGCUUUUUUUUGGCUGUGUGUUUUGGUUGAUUGCACUGUUGCACGGGGAUCUGGAGAAUCAAGAAAACAGCAAACCUUGUGUCUCUCAAGUGAGCAGCUUCACCGCAGCCUUUCUGUUCUCCAUCGAGACCCAGACCACGAUCGGCUACGGCUUCAGGUGCGUCACGGACGAGUGCCCCAUCGCGGUUUUCAUGGUGGUUUUCCAGUCUAUAGUCGGCUGCAUCAUUGAUGCCUUCAUCAUUGGUGCCGUCAUGGCGAAGAUGGCUAAGCCAAAAAAGAGAAACGAAACUCUGGUCUUCAGCCACAACGCCGUGGUGGCCAUGAGAGACGGGAAGCUGUGCCUGAUGUGGCGCGUCGGGAACCUGAGGAAAAGCCACUUGGUGGAGGCGCACGUGCGAGCGCAGCUCCUCAAAUCCAGGAUCACGUCGGAAGGGGAGUACAUCCCCUUGGAUCAAAUAGACAUCAACGUAGGGUUUGACAGCGGCAUAGACCGCAUAUUCCUGGUCUCCCCGAUCACCAUCGUACAUGAAAUAGAUGAAGACAGUCCUUUGUAUGACUUGAGCAAACAAGACAUGGACAAUGCUGACUUUGAAAUUGUGGUAAUAUUGGAGGGCAUGGUGGAAGCUACUGCCAUGACCACCCAGUGCCGCAGCUCAUAUCUGGCAAACGAAAUCCUCUGGGGCCACCGCUACGAGCCUGUACUCUUCGAAGAGAAAAACUACUACAAAGUGGACUACUCGAGGUUCCACAAAACAUACGAAGUGCCCAACACACCCAUCUGUAGUGCCAGAGACUUAGCAGAGAAGAAAUACAUUCUCUCUAACGCAAACUCCUUUUGCUACGAGAACGAAGUGGCCCUCACCAGCAAAGAGGAGGACGAGAUUGACACUGGGGUGCCUGAGAGCAUGAGCACAGACACCCACCCGGACAUGGACCACCACAACCAAGCAGGGGUGCCUCUAGAGCCACGGCCGCUCCGGCGGGAGUCGGAGAUAUGACUGACAGACUCUUCCUCUCUCUUAUGGUUGAAAGGAAAAGAAUAAACGAAAGAAGUGAAUGACAUCUAUCGGUCAAAGGCACGUUGACCCGAGAAGUUGGCCCAGAACAGUUUUCAGACAACGGUACUGUUGAAGAGUGGUGUGAAGGCAAAGCAGAGCAGAGAAACCCGGGCUGGGUUUAGGGCUGUCCUCAGAGGAGGGACGACAGAAAGCGAACUCUAAAAAACAAAGCACUAAACAUGUCUAAGUAUGAACAGAAGGCACAUAUGUUGUAGAAUAAAUUAUGUAUAUAUUUUUUUACAAAACUUGAACUUGCAGGCAAGCUUUGGUUGGGUUAUUAUUAUGUUUUUGGUUUUGUUUUUUGUUUUUCACCUUUUUCCAGAAAGCUUCUCUCUAGGGAACAAGAAUGUUUUUAAUGGCAUAACAAAGGCAAGACUCUGCCUUAUUAUUAUUAUUAUUAUAAUUAUUUUUUAAAAAGCUGCUGCUAACUACAUGAACACAAAUGGUUAUUUUUGUUGCAGUGUAGUUUUUAUUUUUCUCUUGUGUAAUUUAAAAGGAAAAAAAAAAAGGAAAAAAAAGAACAGUGUUGAACAUUUUGGUUUGAAAAGCUCGUGAUCACUUCAGAGAGGCUGAUAUUGCCAGAAAGCCUAAACUCCUUUUGAGGCCAGUAGUUUGAUAGCUAGAAUCAAUUUCUCUCUUUCCAAUUACAUAAGGGGCAUUAUGUAAUAUCAAGCCAAUCAGUAGCCUCCAGCAAAAUUAUGAUUUCUUGUUAUUUUUAGGGGGGAGAAUUUAAUUCUCUGUCUAAAGGAAAAAUGAAACUAACAAAUAUAUCUAACGUAGAAAGAGGACUAAGUUAAAACUACCUACAUGGAUACCAAAGAAAAUGCACAGUUUUGCACAGUGGAGUUUAUUUAAAAAAGAAAAAAAAGAAAAAAGGAAAAAAAAAAGGAACAGGCUGCUUAAAACAUAAAAAAUCUCAAACCUCAGAUACUUUUUUUUUUUGUUUUGAUUUUUUUUUUGUCUUUUCUUUUUAAGACCUUUAUUUUGCACCUUAUUCUAAAAGCUUAAGGCUCGGAUCUAAAGUGAGAUAGGACUCCUGUCCCUUCCCUGCUCUCCUAUGGGGAAAUAAAUCCCCUUUCUCUCUUGUAAGGAGAAAUGCAGCUGGGGGAAAGCAAACAAGCAGAUGUGUGUCCUCACCGGUGGCUGUUUGAGCCGGGCAGAAGGUCAAGUGUUAGCUCAGACCUUCCCAAAUCAGCCCUAGACCUCGGUGCUGACCCAGCCUCCUGAAAACUGAGCCACCCUCCAUGUGCUGGGGGUGUCUGACCCACAGCCCAGUGUGUUACCUGUGAAACUCUGGCAGGGAGAUGUGUUGCUGCUGAGGGAUGUGCGAGGCUGAGGCUGCUGGAGUUGGCAUUGGGGCAUGGAGGAGCCGAGCCAGAGGCAGACGCCAGUGAAGAGGUUUUUGAAGGAGAAGGGAGAGGGUAAUGGAGAGGAAAAAAAACCCCAACUUCCACACCACAGCACUUGGGUAUGGCACAGGAGUUGCAGUAUUUUGUAAACAAUGCUUCUCUUCAGCAGGGUGUCAGGAAAAGUCUUUUCCAGCUGAUUUGGAGAGGGGCUACUUGGGGAGGAUGAGGCUGCAAAGUCCUUCUCCUGCCUCCGCUCCCUGGUAAACACCGAGCGGUCAGUGGAUGAGACAUGAGCAGAUUUUGUGACCUUCAGUGCAGCUCUGGCUCCAGUGGUAUUUUGGCUCCUUCACUCAGAAGACUUUAAAUUCACUGUGCCUCUAAGAUGAAGGAGACUGUGAGCCUGUGCUUCACGCCUGCUCCUGAGGAGCAGGGCGAGAGGGGUAGAGGAGGGACAUGGUAAUCCUAGUCGACUCUUGCAGUAUUGGAUCACUGUAUGCCAUUAAAAAACAGCUUGUUCUAGGUCUAAUGUCUUCUGCAAACGGAUAUCUGUGAAGGCCUCUGGCCCCUUCCAGCCCUGCCUGAAAGAAAUGCCUGCAAUGAAAUGGUUUCUGAUGAGAUGGUGUCUACAGGGGGUGGGUUCGAAACUGUGGAGAUUUGACAUUGUAAAUGUUGAUCUGGCUACUAGAGAGGGCAGAUGAUGAAGUGCAAGUACUAAGGCUGUUACUGGGGUAGGAGGAUGUAAGAGAAAGGAAAGGUUGAACCUGUAAAGGUCAUUUGAUUGUGAUUUCUGGGCCAACAGUGGUGAAGACAACUGAGUGCUGCUAGUGCUGCUAUUGUGAUAUUCUUGUCAAAGGAAAAUAACUAAACCAAAGAGUAUUCAGUGAAACAGAGUGGAUGAAAACACAACAGGGAAGGGAUGGCAAAGGGAGGCUCGCUGGGAGGAGGAGGAGGACCUGGUCUCCCAGUCAGCAUCCCCCAGGUGCACAGCGCUCCCACUAAAUGAUACUUGAGAUAUUUGAGGGAGGGGUGAGAGACAGGGGAUGGAAAUGCAGGAUUCAGCUUGUCUCUCUAAAGCAAAAGAAAACAGAAAUCCCCUCCCCUUUAACAUUUCUGGUGCAGAGCUUUUGGGCUUUGUUUUUGGUUUCUUUUUUGUUGUUUUUCAAGUCAGUUUUUUGUUGGUUUUUUUUUUUUCAGACCUAUUUUUAAAUGCCCAUUUUAUAAAAGUCUAUCAAGUAUUUUCGUAUUUAAAGCCAAAUGUAAAUAGAAGUCUGUAAAGGAGGACAAGGAGAAGAAGAAAGAGAAAAGGCCACAAAAGGUAUCACUUGUGCUCGGCAGUCUCGGCUAGCUAGGACCUAGAUGCUACCGGUUAGCAUGACUUUAGCAACCACUUGCCAGCCUUAGAGGAUCCCUAAUGCUAUCAACUUCUCUUUAUUUAUUUUUUAAGCAUGGACUUUUUCAGUUGAAAACCCCAUUCUAGUUACUGGCAUUUCUCAAAGUCACCAGCUCUCCCAGUGCUAGUCUCCUCCUGGGUGUACAUUGAGGUAAUCCAUUUACCCUCUCUGCUGGGCUCUUUUUCUUGAGUAACCCUUUGUCUUUGCCGAUUGCAUCUCACAUUGCAGAAUUGCACUCAGCCUCUGGCUCCGGGAAGCUGCUAGAAAGAGACCUGCAAUGUACACUCCAUGGUACCCUUUCCCUCUGGCCAUCAUUUCUGUAUUUCUCAACACGCUGUGGUAAGCCUGGGAUAGGACAGACUACUGUAGCACACUUCUACAGCAGCAAAUUGGGUUAGUCCUGUGCAAAAAUGGGGUUGUUUUGAAGCAGAACACGGUGACUGACAGCGUUUCUUUGGUUCCUGAUCAUGCUGGGCCAAGCUGAUGCUUCAUCAGAAGCCCUUUAAACUGACUGAGCUCUACCUGCAGACUCCAACAGGCGUUGGGUCGGCCUCUUGGUCAAGGAUAAAGUUGGCUCAACUGGCUCGCACGGAAGGUUUAUACUGUAUUUCGCUUAGGGUCUGGGGAGGAAUAUGUUAUUUCUGCCCUUCCCUGAAAAUACUUGAAUGAGACACAUUGUCUAAACCAUAAUACUGCGUACAGUGACAAAAAGCAUUUCUGAGGCAGGUGGGGAUGGGAUCUCUUCUUUCCUCUGGCUCUUCUGUGCGAGUCGUCCUUGGUUAAGUAGCCAGGGUAGAAAUCCUUUACUUAUUAGCUGUGAUUAAUGAUACUCUCUCCCAGCAACAACCAACUCCUGUGGUGUCAGUUUAGCACUCACUCUGCUCGGAAAAGACAAAGGGUCCAGAUGUUUCAUUUGUUUUCUUCGGUCUUCUUUUUCAUAAUGGAUUACAAGGUAAAACUGAGAAGUACUGUAAUGUCUUUAAACUAUGGCUGCUCCUGACCCGUGUGAAGUAGAAGGGUGCUGCAUAGUCAUCAUCCCACAGCCAACAAGAAACUCAUUUGGUAAUGACUUUUGGCCUGCAGCUAUUGUAAGGUGAACAAUCUAGGCAUCUGACAGUUGUCCAUUACUAUUUUUUCCUGUUUGCAGCCUUUUUGUAUCAAAGUCUUCCUAAUGUA
Colius striatus (speckled mousebird) is the source of this 5625-nucleotide messenger RNA. RefSeq names its product potassium inwardly rectifying channel subfamily J member 2 (gene KCNJ2). The coding region runs from base 366 to 1649 and encodes 427 amino acids. Gene Ontology annotation, biological process: potassium ion import across plasma membrane; regulation of monoatomic ion transmembrane transport. Gene Ontology annotation, cellular component: plasma membrane. Gene Ontology annotation, molecular function: inward rectifier potassium channel activity. The transcript has 2 exons. NCBI's taxonomy places the organism in Eukaryota, Metazoa, Chordata, Aves, Coliiformes, Coliidae. The record is from RefSeq and is a predicted model, not a curated record.